Hevea brasiliensis (rubber tree) is the source of this 574-nucleotide messenger RNA. RefSeq names its product 29 kDa ribonucleoprotein, chloroplastic-like. Lineage: Eukaryota; Viridiplantae; Streptophyta; Magnoliopsida; Malpighiales; Euphorbiaceae. Bases 64 to 447 code for a protein of 127 amino acids. Gene Ontology annotation, molecular function: mRNA binding. Gene Ontology annotation, cellular component: cytosol. The record is from RefSeq and is a predicted model, not a curated record. The transcript has 2 exons.
ACCCUUCUCUUCCUGAAAUCUUAUCGUCCUUUCUUCUAUUUUUGCAAGCUCAGAAGAAUAGCCAUGCCUACUGCUUCAGCGUCUUUUCUGUUUCUCCCUUUUCUCAAUCCUAAAACUCUCUCCCUUUGCAACCCCAACAAACUCACUUCUCUCUUUUUUGUCUCUCCCUCUUCCUCUUCUCUCAGGUUACAUGCCAAGCCCAUUUCAAUCCCCACUUCAUUUUUCCACUCCUUGGGAGCUCUCCGACAACCCUUUUCCUCUCGCUUCGUUCCCAACGUUGCUAUUUCUUCUGAGUACGGACAAGAAGAGGAGGUCGCGAGCGACGGAGAUGAUCCCACUUUCUCUCCCGACCUCAAAUUGUUUGUGGGUAAUCUUCCCUUCAGCGUUGACAGUGCCCAGCUUGCUGGCUUGUUUGAAAGCGCUAGAAAUGUUGAGAUGGUUGAGUAACUGGGAGAAGCAGAGGAUUUGGUUUUGUGACCCUGUCAACUACUGAGGAAGUUGAAGCAGCGGCUCAGCAGUUCAAUGGCUAUGUAAGUUGGAUCAUAUUUUAUCCAAGUUUUUGUGAAUAUCACUU